AUGCGCUUGUUUGUCUUGCUUCCAUUGGCAGCUGCUGCCGUGCCGGCAUUUGCUGACACUCAUUACUUCUUCUCUGGUUUCUUUUCCGGCAACACCAUCGUAGGUGUCGAGUUUGAUGAUGAGAAGUCUUCCCUCACUCUCGUAAACAACAUCACGACUGAUGCGGCAUCGGGAUCGAAAUGGAUUGCGCUCGAUUCUCGUCUGAAAAACUUGUAUGUGGGCACUACGGGCUACUUUCAGAGCUAUACCAUCACCGAGGAUCUCGGCCUGAAGUACAGUAGUAACGUUAGCUUGCCGUCUGGCUGCUCAAACGCCAACUUCAUCACUUCUUCCACCUCUUCUCCCUACACCGUUUUUGGCACCCCGUACGGAGGUGGUUGUUCCACACUGGCCAUCACCGUCGAUGACAAUGGCGUGCUCAAAGAGGCGACCGCAAAUGUUACUUACAACAGUGCCGGUGGCGUUCAUGGUACUGGUUUGAGUGCCAACAACGACUUUAUCUACUCAGCCGAUGAUAUGGGCAACGCCGUUUGGUCGCACUCAUACGACAAGACUACUGGUAACGUUGCUGAGUUACAGUACCUCCCCGCAGCCAGCGGCUCCAAUCCCCGUCAUCUGACGGUCCAUCCCAAUGGAAACUGGGUUUAUGUUGUUUAUGAAGAGGCCAACUCUAUUGCUUCCUACAAGCGUGAUACUACUACUGGCGAGCUGAGUUUUACUAACACAACCUACUCGCUUCUGCCUCACGGAUUUACUAACUCCUCUUCCUACUGGGCUGAUGAAGUCCUCUUCUCCAUCCCCAGCAGCAAUGCUAGCGCUACCUCGCCGAAAUACCUCAUCGCUGCCACACGAUCUCGUACCAAGGGCAUCCCAGGCUAUGUCUCUGCGUUCUCUCUCGAUAGUACCACCGGUGCCAUCGGGGAGCAGCUCUUCCUUACCCCCACGACCAACAGCGGCGGAUCCGCCAACGCGGUGUCGCCGGCCAAGUUCAGCGAGGACUACUUUGCCAUUACGGAUAGCGGCUCAAACUUUUUGGAGGUGUGGAAGAUUGACGCCGGCGAAUCUGCCACUACGGCGUCGGCUGUCGCUCACCUUGAUCUGGCCUCGGGCCCGGCCAAUGUUGUUUGGUACAGCUAG
Molecule: messenger RNA, 1137 nt
Organism: Colletotrichum truncatum
Lineage: Eukaryota; Fungi; Ascomycota; Sordariomycetes; Glomerellales; Glomerellaceae
Molecular function (GO): protein binding; 6-phosphogluconolactonase activity
Source: RefSeq, a predicted model, not a curated record